Messenger RNA from Linum trigynum, 1227 nucleotides. Lineage: Eukaryota; Viridiplantae; Streptophyta; Magnoliopsida; Malpighiales; Linaceae. The record is from the annotation of a GenBank genome assembly.
AUGAUGAUGCGGACCCUGUUUGCGGCGAGGAGGUCUCUCUCUGCUUCUUCUUCUCUUCUACAGCGAGCUUCCUUCUCCUCGUCGCUUCUCUUCGACGAGACCCAGUUGCAGUUCAAAGAAAGUGUUAAUCAGUUUGCACAGGAGAACAUUGCUCCUCAUGCAUCUAAGAUAGACCACACCAACUAUUUCCCAAAGGAUGUUAACUUGUGGAAACUAAUGGGAGACUUUAAUCUGCUUGGAAUUACUGCACCAGAGGAAUAUGGAGGCCUUGGGCUAGGCUACCUGUACCACUGCAUUGCAAUGGAAGAACUUAGCCGAGCUUCAGGAUCUGUUGGUCUUUCCUAUGGUGCCCACUCCAACUUGUGCCUUAAUCAGUUGGUGCGAAACGGAAAUCCUGAUCAGAAAGAGAAGUACUUGCCAAAGCUAAUCAGUGGGGAGCACAUAGGAGCACUUGCAAUGAGUGAACCCAAUGCUGGCUCUGAUGUUGUUAGCAUGAAAUGCAAAGCUGAGCGCGUUGAUGGUGGCUAUGUCUUAAAUGGAAAUAAAAUGUGGUGCACAAAUGGUCCAGUCGCUCAAACAUUGAUUGUAUAUGCGAAGACAGAUAUUACAGCUGGCUCAAAAGGAAUCACAGCCUUCAUCAUUGAGAAGGGAAUGCCUGGAUUCAGUACAGCCCAGAAAUUGGAUAAACUUGGUAUGCGGGGGAGUGAUACGUGUGAGCUUGUCUUUGAGAACUGUUUUGUCCCUCAAGAAAAUGUGCUUGGCCAAGAAGGAAAAGGGGUUUAUGUCAUGAUGUCAGGGCUGGAUUUGGAAAGACUAGUCUUGGCUGGCGGGCCUCUUGGUAUAAUGCAGGCAUGCCUUGACGAGGUUCUUCCUUAUGUCCGACAAAGGGAGCAAUUUGGCCGUCCAAUCGGUGAAUUUCAGUUUAUACAGGGCAAAGUUGCUGACAUGUAUACUUCGUUACAAUCGUCAAGGGCUUAUGUAUACUCUGUCGCAAGGGACUGCGAUAAUGGAAAAGUUGACCCCAAGGACUGCGCCGGAGUCAUACUAACCUCUGCCGAAAGAGCUACCCAGGUUGCUCUACAGGCAAUACAAUGUUUGGGUGGUAAUGGAUACAUAAACGAGUACCCGACUGGCCGUCUUCUUCGUGAUGCCAAACUGUACGAGAUCGGUGCUGGAACUAGCGAGAUUAGAAGAAUGAUUAUUGGCCGUGAACUAUUCAAGCAGUGA